AGAGAUAUAUACAAUGUAACACUGCUCUUGCGAGCAUCUACCAGUGCUGAUGGAAAUUAUCACAGGAUUCUGUCGGAGCAGGAGAAUUGUUUUAUUUUAUUUCACACAGUGGUGAUAUAUAUCAGAAGAUGAAGUAAACACUCCAGGUUUUUUGGGGGGAGAGAUUUUCUUGUAUUGAAAGCUUUUUUCCAUACACAUAUAUAAUAUAGGUAACAUGUUUGCUCGCUCAGCAGUGAUCUUUGUUCCUCUUGUGUAGCCUGCCUUCACCUUUCUUAUGGGAAUACUUGCAACUGAACUCGACACAACAGUAAUUGAUUUUAAUGGUACAAGAGAGAGUGGGUAAAUUGCUUUUUCUGCUUCUCUGACCAACUGCAAAUUCUUACCUGUAAGUAAGUAAAGCCAUCAUGGUUUAUGAAUUGAGAACAGAUUACGGUGACAGGGGAUAUGUUGUGGAAUACCUGGCCAGCAAUACAUCGGAGAAUUGUAAAAGUUGGAUCUUAGUCCCGGCAGAAAAUCUGUGGCCGGAAUGGGUCAGGGGACUUCUAUAUGUGCUCUGCAUGGCCUAUUUUUUCUUAGGAGUUGCCAUUUCUUCGGAUAUAUUCAUGAACAGUAUCGAGGUUCUGACCAGCAAAAAACGAACCGUGAAACAAUGGGACCCUGAAAAAAAUGAAAUGAAAGAGGUGGAAGUGUUCAUUUGGAAUGAGACAGUGGCAAACCUGACCUUGAUGGCAUUAGGAAGUAGUGCUCCAGAAAUUCUUCUAGCUACCUUUGAGGCAAUAGGUUCUCUGGGUUCCAAUGAUUCGUCGAAGGACUCUUUAGGAACAUUUACCAUUAUUGGAAGUGCCGCUUUCAAUCUGUUGAUCAUCACAUCUGUUUGUGUUGUCAGUGUACAUGGAGAUGAACCGAAAUACAUCAAAGAGUUUGGAGUCUUUCUGUUAACCUCCUUCUGGUCACUAUGGGCUUAUAUUUGGUUGCUCUUAACUGUUCAGUACAUAACACCUGGGGUAAUUGACCCCUGGGAGGCUUGGGUUACCCUCCUGUAUAUGCCUCUCUUUGUCUUCUUGGCCUACGCCACUGAUAAUGGAUGGUGGAGGGAUAAAUGUUGUAAAAAAACGAACGAAGUCGAUGCUCAAGAGCCCAAACAAAUGGACCACAUCAGGAUCAUGACCAACCAACAGAGGAGGGGGUCCUUCGCUGGACACGCCACGGCAGGAAAAGAACUCCACAUGUUGGAGGUGGAAAAGCAGCAGAAAUUAAGUGUGCUCAGCCUUCAUUCUCUUGAUAAAAAAUCAAGAUCAGAUGAUCAUCUUCAUCCUUAUGGCAAUGACCGCCGGCUCUCAUUAUCGCCCGGUCCCAAAUCGGCCAAAGACAUCAAUGUGUCUUUAGACAGCGACAGUCACGAGAAAGACCAUGAUCAAUCUAAUGCAGAGGACAGACUGGUCAAGAUGGAGAAGGGGAGCAAGGAACCCCAGCAGUCCUUUGCCAGAGCAAGAAAUCAUAAAAAUAUCAGCACCAGUAUAAUGAACAGAGCCCGAUUCCGGCAUGCAGUGGUCAGUGCAAUGACCGGUACCAAAAAGAGGGUCGGUAGUGGCCACAAGUCUGCUAGGUUUGCUGAAUUGGUCAAACAAGUCCAGAGCAUCAACCAGGCUAGCAAAGAGGGAAAAAUGCCUGCAGGGGACUUGUAUGGGAAGUUCACAUUUGCCUCUGACAGAUAUGCCGUUCUGGAGAGUGCUGGGAAACUGACUAUUGAUGUUCUCUUUCAUCGAAACAUGCCGAAAGCUGGCAUGAAAGCACAGAUUAUGAAUGGAGACACUGUUGCAUUUAAGAAUGGUUCUACACAACCAACAUCAAUCCCUGCCACUGCCAACCCUGCAAGCAAAAACAACAUGGAGCAGGUCUUUGAAGGGACAGUCACUGUGGAAUUUGAGACCAGGGAGGGCUCUGGAAAGGCUGGCAAAGAUUUCAAAUACAGAAAUGGUACCUUGACUUUCAAGGACACAGAAUACAGACAGAGUAUCACUCUUGAUAUCAUCAAUGACAACCAAUUUGAGAACGAUUGCGAUUUUUACGUGAUUCUCAAAAAUGCGACAAACGGCACAUCACUGGGAGAUCCUAGUGUGACCAGAGUCACCAUUGUGGAUGACGAUGAACCUGGAGAAUUUCAGUUUGAGAGUCCACACGUCUAUGCUGAUUUGUCCUCUGGGAAAGUAAAGGUCACGGUUCUAAGAGAGUAUGGUGUAGAUGGCAAAGUCACAAUGGAAUACUCCACCAUUGAUGGCACAGCAGUAGGCGGGACUAGUAUUUCCAAAGAUGUGGACUACAUUCAGGCAUCAGGCACUCUAGAAUUUAAACACCAAGAAACCAGCAAAACAAUAGAGGUCAAAAUCAAUAAAGAGGCCAAGUAUCUACCAAGUAUGGGAUCUAAAAACUUUGUUAUUGCUCUAAAAAAUCCAAGUCUGGGUGCAAAAAUAGGCCACAGAAGUGCUGUAGUCUGUCAUAUAAAUAAAGAGUCCAUAGAGGACCGUAUCGCAGAGGUUAUCAAAGAGGAGGAGGAGGAAGAACCAGUCACAUGGGCGGGGCAGUUCAAAAAUGCCAUGUCUAUAGAGGGGGGUCAGGAUGACGACGGAAAUGACAUUCCUCCAACAUUUAUGGACUAUUUACUUCACUUCCUCACCUUCUUCUGGAAACUUUUAGGAGCAAUGGUGCCACCAACGACAUUGUUAGGUGCUUGGCCAGCAUUUGUGUUUUCUCUGGUAUACAUCGCAUUACUCACAUUAGUUAUAGAACAGUUGGGGCAUUUGCUUGGUUGUGUAGUGGGUCUAAAGACUAGCGUAGCAGGUAUAACAAUCAUCGCUUUGGGAACCAGUUUACCAGAUACAUUCGCCAGUCGGACGGCAGCCAUUCAGGAUGAACAUGCCGAUGCUGCCAUUGGAAAUGUAACAGGUAGUAACAGUGUGAAUGUAUUCCUUGGUCUGGGACUACCCUGGGUUCUGAGUACUAUGUAUGCUUACGCCACUGGAACCACAUAUAAAGUGCCCACUGGCAACUUAACUCAGAGUGUCAUCAUCUUUUCUACAUUAGGAGCUCUAUGUAUUGUCAUCCUUGUUUUAAGGAGAAAGUUUGUUGGGGGAGAACUCGGAGGCAAGAACCCCAUUAUCAAGUGGGGGUCCAGCUUGAUCUUAUUCCUAAUGUGGGUGAUCUACAUUGUGUUGGCCAGUCUGAAGGCGUACGACAUCUUGGACUGGGAGGUGUGAAGUGGACAGUAUAAAUAACUGUGUGAAUGUGAGUGCCAAAAACUGAGCUAAAAAUAAUUGAAGCCGAGGCCACCAGGGGGAAACUGUAAUGGUGUAUCUCAGCGAGGACUUGUUGGGUUUUAAUUGUUAUGGUUGUUGGAUUCUUCACCAGAGAGAGAACAAAAAAUCUGCUCCAUAUGUAUACUAAUUUAUCAUACGAAACUGAUAAUUAUGUAAUAUUGUCAAGUGUGCGAAUUUAUUGACAUUUUUGCAUUUUUUUUAAUUUGAGGAAUACAUCUUGAACAUUUCAAAGAGUGGUGAAGAAGAAUUUAUUUGUAAAUAGAGGUAGUAAAUUAUACAUGUACUUGCUAAAGAUGUCACAUGAUUUUAAGAAGGUAUUUUAAUUUUGACACCUUAAGCAUUAUGUUAUGAAAAAAAAAAUGUUAUAACUUGAUGAUAUUGUUACAUCUUAGAGUGCUAUUAUAUUAGAGACUGUUAGUCCCAACCUCUAGUUUUAAAAAAAAGAACCAAACUGUGAUAAAUUCUUUGUUGUUUUUAUUUUUGUAUAAAUAAAUGAGAGUUUAUAUACAUUCCUCUAUUGACCUGUACAUUACCUACCCAUGGUGAUUGAUAUCGUGCUGCUUAGAGGAGAUUGUUACUAGAAUUAGUAAUAUAACUUCUUAUUUUUGUUUUUUACAUUUUUAUUAUUUCAUUAAUUUAUGUACAGAUUUUUUUUUUCUCCAUGUUAGAAGCCAAAUGUGAUUGCGAGUGUUUGAACAAAAGCCACAUGAAUUUGUUUGUGUGUCAGUAUUUCAUUGUUACGCAUGGUAUAGAGAAAAAUGCAUGUGAUAUUUACAGUAUUGAAAUUUAUUUUUGUUGAUUUUCAUUUUUAUGUGAUGCAUUUUUAGUAUUAAUUUUUUAAAAUUUAGAUCACCAGUUCAUUCAUGCUGUUUUUAUUUACACCAAAUACUCAGUGAUAAAGAAUGGCUUAAAUUGUUAUUUGUUUGUGAAAUGCAACAUUUUAAGUCUUUUUUCCUCCCAACCCCAUGAAAUGUAAUGAUGAAAACUAUGAUGCAGAAUUGAAAAAAAUAGUUGCUAUUUUAGAAUAUGAGUAUGAAUAUCUGUUAAAAUGGAAACACCAAAUAAUUGUGAUUUUAUCUGAACAAAAAAUUAAAAACAUACACCAAUAGAUUAUUUCAUACUUCACUAACAAUAUAUGAAUGUUACUCUGCCUCCAAGGUUGAGCAUUAAUUAACCAUCCACUUAAGUUGUGAUAAUCUUUUUUUCUUUCUUCUCUUAUUUGUGUUGUUAAUUUUAGUGAAUUUCAUCUCUCUAAGUAUUUUGUGUAUUUAACUGUUAUGUGAUGUUUAUCAUCUCAAUUUUUCAACUGCUGAUCAAAAAAAUUUUCCCUACAGGAGAAAAUGUGAUUACAUCAACAGUAUUAUAUCGUCAGCAGAUACAUCAAAAUAACUCACUCUGGUGUGUGUGCUUUUUAUUAACGACUCCGUGACAAAACAUUUGUAGAGAGGUUUUUUUUUUCUUGAUUUCAUGGCUUGAUCUAACAGUUUCCAAACUUUAAAAAAAAAAUAGGUAUUGUCUACAUGAAUUGUUCAAGUGAGUUUUAAAAAAAUGAUAAUAAAGUUUGAUAUUAUCUGUA
Messenger RNA from Saccostrea cuccullata (small rock oyster), 4890 nucleotides. RefSeq names its product sodium/calcium exchanger 2-like. Gene Ontology annotation, biological process: sodium ion transmembrane transport; cell communication; calcium ion import across plasma membrane. Lineage: Eukaryota; Metazoa; Mollusca; Bivalvia; Ostreida; Ostreidae. Bases 405 to 3254 code for a protein of 949 amino acids. The transcript is spliced from 21 exons. The record is from RefSeq and is a predicted model, not a curated record. Gene Ontology annotation, cellular component: postsynapse; axon; sarcolemma. Gene Ontology annotation, molecular function: calcium:sodium antiporter activity.